GUGCUGCUUAAAUGCUCUUCUUUUCUUUUUUUGACCUGGUGCUGCAGAGUGUUAACCUGGCAGGGAAUACAACAGUCACACACUCACAAUGAAAUCCUUAAUGGCGCUGCGACGCGCGCCACUCACAUCUUCCCUGCACCGGUCAUCUCCCUUGUUACUGGAUUUCCUCGCUCCCUCAGCCCUAAGACAAACCUCUCGCCAGUACAACUCGACAGCCUCGAAGCAGACCGCAGUGGCUGGUCAUAACCCCGACCAUGCCUCUCAUUCCGGCUCCUCAAAGCCGAAAUACGUCCUCAGCCCGCAGCAACGCGAAUUCAUGAACAGCGCCCUCCGAGUCAACCAGGCCGGCGAACUCGCCGCCACCCUAAUCUACACCGCGCAAACGCCACAGGUGGUGCGGUCUCACCCCCACCUGCGACCCUUGAUGAAGCACAUGUACGACCAGGAGGCCGGGCACCUGUCCACCUUCAACAAUCUUAUCGCCAAGCAUCGCGUGCGACCAACGGCGAUGUACCCCGUCUGGGAAAUGGCGGCCAGCUUUCUCGGCUGGUCCACCGGAGCCAUGGGGCGAGAGGCAGCCAUGGCCUGCACGGAAGCGGUCGAGACAGAAAUUGGCUCGCAUUACAAUGAACAGGUGCGAGAGAUUUUGUCGUGGCAGGACGAGGCGGAGAAACGAGGCGAGGAGCUGGACGACGAGCUGAAGGAUAUGCUGGCGACAUUCCGACGCAUCCGGGACGAGGAGUUGGAACACUUGGAUCAUGCCGUGGAGAAUGAUGCCAAAGAGGCGCAACCGUACGACCCAUUGGUUAAUGUCAUCCGGUUAGGCUGUCGGGCAGCGAUCAAGAUCAGCGAGAAGGUAUGAUCGCGAGUGGUGGGGGUCCAGUCAUUUGCGUGUUUCAAUAUUUAGAAGAGCUCUUUUAUGCUGCUAUUGUACAGUACGACACUUAUGUCUUUCAAAUGUAUCAUAUUCAUCAUUUCUUUCCGUUUCUUCAGCUAUGUACUGUAUGGGUCGGGAUCUUUUCGAAACCCGAAUCUGUCUAUCAUAAUCUAUCGAACCACAGGGUAUAAUCUUCAACCACGUCAAACCAGCGUAUUUAUCAUCCUCUAAUUCUGAGCCCCGGAGUUCUCCUUCUCCAAGUACUCCACGAAUCCCUUCGAGAACCGCACCACCUGUCGGUACACCUCCUCAAACCCAUUAAC
Messenger RNA from Aspergillus steynii IBT 23096, 1200 nucleotides. RefSeq names its product demethoxyubiquinone hydroxylase family protein. The record is from RefSeq and is a predicted model, not a curated record. Gene Ontology annotation, biological process: ubiquinone biosynthetic process. Lineage: Eukaryota; Fungi; Ascomycota; Eurotiomycetes; Eurotiales; Aspergillaceae. The transcript has a single exon. The coding region runs from base 101 to 862 and encodes 253 amino acids. Gene Ontology annotation, molecular function: 3-demethoxyubiquinol 3-hydroxylase activity. Gene Ontology annotation, cellular component: mitochondrial inner membrane.